Molecule: messenger RNA, 585 nt
Organism: Aspergillus thermomutatus
Lineage: Eukaryota; Fungi; Ascomycota; Eurotiomycetes; Eurotiales; Aspergillaceae
Exons: 1
Coding region: 1-585 (194 amino acids)
Source: RefSeq, a predicted model, not a curated record
AUGGAUUCACAAUCUUCGAGGCAGGAGAAGUAUGGUUGCGAGCAGCAGACAAAGGAACGGCAACAGGAUGCGCUCAGUUCAGAGGCACCCUCGCAAAGGACCUUCCCUUUGCCCUCGGCUUGUGAUAUACUGCCACCCCUGUCGCAUCUUGCACCGUUGCCAUCAAGUGGCUACCUCGCCUCUAUUUUGGGUCGUCAGCCGAGCAGGAGCAAAUUGACAUCUGAAGAGGAUGGGCAGUUGCAACAGUCUUCUGCACUGGCUGGGUCCGAGUCCAGAGCCGUGCCUGUGGGGAACAUAUUCGAUGGCGACGAAUCUCGGCCGGCGACCUCGGAUAAGAACGCCGACUUGGUCGGCUCAUUCGCUUCGACCUAUUCUAAAAUCGAAAAUGAGGAUCAGCACCAAGGCGAGGCUUCCACAGUACCUGCUGCAUGGCCUGUGGGGACUCACAGACAAGAGGUCUAUGAGCUUCCAGGCUCCGAAGAGCUUCAAUCAACUCAAAGACGAAACCAAACAGUUCACUUUCCUCAGGUUGUGGAUGCAGAAGGCACCCGUUCCUGGAAGCGGGUGAUUGUGGAAUACAACUGA